This is a messenger RNA of Erinaceus europaeus (western European hedgehog), 5435 nucleotides long. RefSeq names its product diacylglycerol lipase alpha (gene DAGLA). Gene Ontology annotation, cellular component: postsynaptic membrane; dendrite membrane. Gene Ontology annotation, biological process: lipid metabolic process. The transcript has 20 exons. NCBI's taxonomy places the organism in Eukaryota, Metazoa, Chordata, Mammalia, Eulipotyphla, Erinaceidae. The coding region runs from base 325 to 3483 and encodes 1052 amino acids. The record is from RefSeq and is a predicted model, not a curated record.
CUCAAGCACCCGAUGAUGUCACUUCCUGAGGGUAGGGGGAGGAGGCACGACCCUGGCGGGUUCUCCCCCAUGCCCGCCAGGAGCAGCCUAGCCGGGGGGCUCCCCCACCCCAUGGAGCAAGGGCAGCAGGAAGCCGGGCUGGACCCUGGGGCCGCACCCCCAGCCUCACGCCCGCAGCUGCCAGCCCCAGUGCCGUGGGUGUCCAAGGAAGACUCGGGCGCCCCCCGGAGCCGUUACCAGGGAGCCAGGACCAGCCGAUGGUCCCCAGCCCAGGUGCCAUGAGGUGCGCACCAGCCCCGCUGAGCCCACGAGGAGCCACCAGCCAUGCCCGGGAUCGUGGUGUUCCGGCGCCGCUGGUCUGUGGGCAGCGAUGACCUCGUCCUGCCCGCCGUCUUCCUCUUCCUCCUGCACACCACCUGGUUCGUGAUCCUCUCCGUGGUGCUCUUCGGCCUGGUCUACAGCCCCCACGAGGCCUGCUCGCUCAACCUGGUGGACCACGGCCGCGGCUACCUGGGCAUCCUGCUCAGCUGUAUGAUCGCCGAGAUGGCCAUCAUCUGGCUGAGCAUGCGCGGGGGCAUCCUCUACACCGAGCCCCGCGAGUCUAUGCAGUACGUGCUCUACGUGCGCCUGGCCAUCCUGGUGAUCGAGUUCAUCUACGCCAUCGUGGGCAUUGUGUGGCUCACACAGUACUACACUUCCUGCAACGACCUCAUGGCCAAGAACGUCACCCUCGGAAUGGUUGUGUGCAACUGGGUGGUGAUCCUGAGCGUCUGCAUCACCGUCCUCUGCGUCUUCGACCCCACGGGCCGCACCUUUGUCAAGCUGAGGGCCACCAAGAGGAGGCAGCGCAACCUCCGGACCUAUAACCUGAGGCACCGCUUGGAAGAAGGACAGGCCACCAGCUGGUCACGGAGGCUCAAAGUGUUCCUGUGCUGCACACGGACCAAGGACUCACAGUCAGAUGCCUACUCGGAGAUUGCCUACCUCUUCGCCGAGUUCUUCCGGGACCUGGACAUCGUGCCCUCAGACAUCAUCGCCGGCCUGGUACUGCUCCGCCAGCGGCAGAGGGCCAAGCGCAGUGCCGUGCUGGAUGAGGCCAACAAUGAUAUCCUGGCCUUCCUGUCUGGGAUGCCGGUGACUAGGAACACCAAGUACCUCGACCUCAAGAACUCGCAAGAGAUGCUCCGCUACAAAGAGGUCUGCUACUACAUGCUCUUUGCGCUGGCUGCCUACGGCUGGCCCAUGUACCUGGUGCGCAAGCCCGCCUGUGGCCUCUGCCAGCUGGCCCGCUCCUGCUCCUGCUGCCUGUGCCCCACACGGCCCCGCUUCGCCCCUGGGGUGACCAUCGAGGAGGACAACUGCUGUGGCUGCAACGCCAUUGCCAUCCGGCGCCACUUCCUGGAUGAGAACAUGACGGCCGUGGACAUCGUCUACACCUCCUGCCACGACGCGGUCUACGAGACCCCCUUCUAUGUGGCCGUGGACCAUGACAAGAAGAAGGUAGUGAUCAGUAUUCGGGGAACCCUGUCCCCUAAGGAUGCCCUAACUGACCUGACAGGGGACGCCGAGCGCCUCCCUGUGGAAGGCCACCACGGCACCUGGCUGGGUCACAAGGGCAUGGUCCUCUCAGCCGAGUACAUCAAGAAGAAGCUGGAGCAGGAGAUGGUGCUGUCCCAGGCCUUUGGGCGGGACCUGGGCCGAGGAACCAAGCACUAUGGCCUCAUCGUGGUGGGCCACUCCCUGGGGGCGGGCACGGCAGCCAUCCUCUCCUUCCUCCUGCGCCCUCAGUACCCCACUCUCAAGUGCUUCGCCUACUCCCCACCCGGGGGCCUGCUGAGUGAGGAUGCCAUGGAAUACUCCAAGGAGUUCGUGACAGCGGUGGUUCUGGGCAAGGACCUGGUCCCCAGGAUCGGCCUGUCCCAACUGGAAGGAUUCCGCAGGCAGCUUCUGGAUGUCCUGCAGAGAAGCACCAAGCCCAAGUGGCGGAUCAUCGUGGGAGCCACCAAGUGCAUCCCCAAGUCGGAGCUGCCAGAGGAAGUGGAGGUGACCACGCUGGCCAGCGCACGGCUCUGGACGCAUCCCAGCGACUUGACCAUCGCACUGUCGGCCAGCACGCCGCUCUACCCACCCGGCCGCAUCAUCCACGUGGUGCACAACCACCCGGCUGAGCAGUGCUGCUGCUGUGAACAGGAGGAGCCCACGUACUUCGCCAUCUGGGGAGACAACAAGGCAUUCAACGAAGUCAUCAUCUCGCCCGCCAUGCUCCACGAGCACCUGCCCUACGUGGUCAUGGAGGGGCUCAACAAGGUGCUGGAGAACUACAACAAAGGAAAGACAGCCCUGCUGUCGGCAGCCAAGGUCAUGGUGAGCCCCACCGAGGUGGAUCUGACCCCCGAGCUCAUCUUCCAGCAGCAGCCGCUGCCCACAGGGCCCCCCGUGCCCGCCGGCCUGGCCCUGGAUCUGCCAGUCGCCGACCACCGCAACAGCAGCAGCGUCCGGAGCAAAUCUCAGUCUGAGAUGAGCCUGGAGGGCUUCUCAGAGGGGCGGCUGCUGUCCCCCGCAGCAGCGGCGGCGGCGGGGACUUUGGGGGCGCCCCGCCAGGACCCCGUGGAGCUGCUGCUGCUGUCCACGCAGGAGCGGCUGGCGGCCGAGCUGCAGGCCCGCCGCGCCCCGCUGGCCACCAUGGAGAGCCUGUCGGACACCGAGUCGCUGUACAGCUUCGACUCCCGCCGCUCGUCGGGCUUCCGCAGCGUGCGGGGCUCGCCCAGCCUGCAGGCCGUGCUGGAGCGCGGGGAGGGGACGCUCUUCUACAUCGACCCCGCCAUCCCCGAGGAGAACCCCUCGCUCAGCUCCCGCACCGAACUGCUGGCGGCCGACAGCCUGUCCAAGCACUCACAGGACGCCCCGCCGCUGGAGCCCAGCCCGGCCAGCGGGGGCGCCUCCCCCGAGCGGCCCCCCAGCUCUGCAGCCCCCCGGCAGGAGGAGGAGGUGGAGGGAGGAGGAGGAGGAAGAGGAGGAGGAGGAGGAGCGCCCUCUGGCGGCGGCGGAGAACUGGCCCUGCACAACGGGCGUCUGGGGGACUCGCCCAGCCCGCAGGUGCUGGAGUUCGCCGAGUUCAUUGACAGCCUCUUCAACCUGGACAGCAAGAGCGGCUCGUUCCAGGACCUCUACUGCAUGGUGGUGCCCGACAGCCCCGGGCCCCCUGCCCCCGGCCCUCGCGACAUCCUGCUGCGCGCCCAGUUCGAGCCCAACUUGGUGCCCAAACCCCCACGGCUGUUCGCCGGCUCGGCGGAGCCCUCGUCCUCAGGGGUGUCACUGUCACCCUCCUUCCCACUCAGCUCGUCCGGGGAGCUCAUGGACCUGACCCCCAGCGGCCUCAGCAGCCAGGAAUGCCUGGCCCUGGACCCCAGUCGGACUCCCACCCCCGCCGGCCGCGGGGCCAGCCCAGUCAAGCAGGAUGAGCUGGCCAUCUCUGCCCGCUAGCCCCCCCUCCCUGCACCCGGCUGCUGCUGAGCUGGGGGUCCACAUCCCUACCUCAGCUUAGGGGGACCCCCUCAGAGCCAGGGGUGGGGGAGGGUGACUGGGAGAGGCCGGGGGUCCCCACACAACCCCGGGGGCUGGCUGCCUCUAGGGUCAAAGGUGGAGCACUGCCCCUACCCCCACAGCCUCUGUCCUGGCUGCCUCCACCCCCCAGAUCUGGUGUCUGCUGGCCAGUCCCCUGGGGGGGGGGCCUCUCCCCCACCUUGUUUACAGAAACUGCCCAGCUGGGCUCAGGCUGUGUCCUGGGCUUGUAAGAACCUCCCCUUCCAAUCAUGUUAUUAAUUACACCCCCCACACACACCGCAGGGCAAGGACUCAGGACGGCUAUGGUCCCUUCUCUGCCCCCCUGGUCCUGGAUAACUAGACUGGACAGCCUGGCUGGUGUGACCACCCCCACAGGGGGAGUAGGGCACCCCAAUGUUCCUCCAUCUAGGACCCCACCCCCCCAUCCCCAGACAGCCCAGGAGCCGGGAUAUGAAACCCUCUCCUCAGCCCUCCCCCCUCCACCGGCUGGGUCUCCUGGGUCUUCUGCUCCCCACAAAGGAAGUGAGGCCCAAAGUAGAGGUGCUGUGGAGACACACACACACACACACACACACACACCCCGCCAGUGCUGGGGCUUCAGGAGCUGUGCCCCUGGCUGAAUGGUCCCUUCCUGCUGGGUUGGAGAGAUGGAGACCCCGGGGGUCUGUGUGCAUGCUUUGGGGGAAGGGGCGCGUGCGUGCAUGUGCAUGAGGUAGGGGGAUGCCUGACGCCACCCCCCAGCACCCCCAUUACCGCCGGCCCCUCCCCCUCCCAGCCUCCCCCAUCCCAAGCCUGCCAAGAAGACAGGGCCUGUGGGGGGUGGGUAGGCACAGCUCAGUUGGGGUUCCCCUGUCACCGGCUGCUUUGACCCAGUGGUCUGGGAUAUGGGCCUGGACCACCCUCCUGUGCCUUCUCUCGGAGGCAUUUCAUCCCCCCGUCCCCCGUGUCCCCCCCCCCCACCUCCAUCUCCUGAUCACUGGUAUCUAGACCUGCCUGCCCGACACAUGGAAAUAGACAAGGAGCUGGGCCUCCCCCACUCUCUGACUCCCACCCCAUCACUCUAGGGUGCACCCCACUCCAGCCGGGGGCCCCCAAUGCUGGCAUAGCGAGGGGCCCAGAGCAGAGGCUGAAGCCACCGAAUCAGUGAAUCCCAGAGUUAGAAAAAUAAUUAUCAUAAAGUAAAAAAAAAAAAAGAUGGAGCAUAAAUCAGAAUAAACUCCCAGCACAAAGAAGGGCCUGACCCUUUAAAUCCGCCUCUUUGGGGGCCAGGGGGGUUAAACUCCAAGGGUGGGCAUGGAGCUCUUCCCCCCAGGACUGAGCCAUCAGGGACAAACUCCCCGCCCCCCAAGGCUGCAGCCACUGGCGGUUACAGACUGGGGGAGGCUGGGGCAGGCUCGGACUCAGCCUGGGGUGACCCACCCCAUCCCCUGCCCCUCCGCACCUCAGCCCCCCAACCCAAGAAUGAGGCUGCUGUGUGUCUCCCCUUCCCUCUCGUCACACUCGGGGGGGUCUGAGCCACCCCCCUCAGCCCAGCGCGGCUCAGACUCGCCCCUACCCGCGCCCCCCAGACCCGCAGCACAAGUCCCCGCCCCCUCCUCCAGCCGGGCGCUGGUCUGUCCCCCGAGGGGCCUGGGUGACCUCCUUAUGCAAGUGGGGAGCACGCAGCCUGGGGAACCCCACACACUCUGCACUCUGCGUGCCAUUUUGCCCCAUCCUCCCUGACUUUUUGUACUUAAUGUAUGAAAGAUCCAAACUAAUAUUGCUGUAAAAAGGAGACGAAUUAAUAUAGCUUAUUCUAUAAAUAUCUCUGUAUAUAAAGUUUCUGUACAUUGUAUAGAGCUGUGUAUAAACUGGAUGUAGAAGCACUCGGA